CUGAUCCAUUGACUUUUUUUCUCCUCAAAAUCUUACGCACGGUCCAACCAACCCACUUCUUCUUCCCCCCUCCUUCCUUCCUACUACCUUAUACUUUCCCACUACGCCGAUUUAAGCUGGGUUUGUAAAAACACUGGUACAACGUUUUUCACCCCCAGCCUCCCUACCCUGGCCAAUCAAUCUCACCAAUCCAAGGUCGACUUGAAUAUCUACUGGACCAAAAAGCUCAAUUUGUUACAUCACCACGCGCACCAAAAUCCAUUCGACCUUUGCGCCUGUGUAAACAAUACAUCCCAAGGUCCCUUAUUUUUUUGUUUCCUUUUUUAUUCUCCGCCGUCGGGAAGCCUGUCGAAGCACCGUGAUACUCGACGAGGGAGCAAUCCUCGGCAAACGAAAAAAGAGCCAAAAAAAGAAAGCCCACCGCUCGAACUGCUGCAUUCGCUGCAUUUGCUACCUAGCAACGUUAGGUAGCUAGUCUUUUGUGCGCGUGCAAUACCUAGUACCGACCAUCGCGCAAAGCAUUUCGUUUGCUCCGUCAGCCCCGGUCAAGCUUGUGCGUUCGUUUUCGCGCAACUUUUGAAAUAGUCGGCGAUCCUCUUUGAAUUUGCGCAAUUAAGGUUGUAAAAACGUCAUAAUGGACCAAUCUUCGUCGAGUCACCCCCAGUCAUCGCGAGGAGGAGCUGGGGCGACCGGUGUGUAUGAUAUAGCACACGGAGGUCAUUAUGGUGCCAGUGCAGCUCUUGCGAAUUCCGGAUUCGCACCCGCAGAGCUCUACACCGGCCCUUGGGCGAAUGUCCACCAAGGUCUUCAUGGCCAAUACAAGGACAUUCUUACUACAUACUGGCAGAACACAAUCAACCAUCUCGAGUCCGAUCAACAUGAUUACAAACUACACCAGCUCCCUCUGGCUAGAAUCAAGAAAGUCAUGAAGGCCGACCCCGAAGUUAAGAUGAUCUCCGCCGAGGCGCCCAUUCUAUUUGCGAAGGGAUGCGAUAUAUUCAUCACCGAGCUUACCAUGCGCGCCUGGAUCCACGCUGAAGAGAAUAAGCGCCGUACACUUCAGCGCUCCGAUAUUGCGUCUGCACUCGCGAAAAGCGAUAUGUUUGACUUCCUUAUCGACAUCGUCCCUCGCGAAGAGGCCAGCCACGCCAAGCGUACGAACCCCGCCCAGACACAAUCAUCACAAGGCGGUGUACCACCCGCCACACCCGGCAAUCAGAUCCCUGGCUCACACGGCUUACCUGGUGCCACGAAUCACAUGGGCGCCCCCGGCGACUACGGCAUGGGUGGCCAUGCUAUGGCGUCGGACCAAGAGUAUCGUGGCCCGCCUAUGUACAACCAGGUUCAGGCAGGCCCCGGCGGUCCUUACAGCCAGCAACCUACACAAGCCAUGUACGGUGACAUGGAGGGUAUGUACGGUUAUCCAGGCAUGCCUCAACAGCAGUAGGACAGCCGUGGGGCCUACUUGGGUGCCGCACCUCCUUUGGGAUGU
This is a messenger RNA of Hypoxylon trugodes, 1492 nucleotides long. Its product is annotated as histone-fold-containing protein. Gene Ontology annotation, molecular function: DNA-binding transcription activator activity, RNA polymerase II-specific; DNA binding; protein heterodimerization activity. The transcript has 4 exons. Bases 635 to 1447 code for a protein of 270 amino acids. Gene Ontology annotation, biological process: regulation of DNA-templated transcription. Gene Ontology annotation, cellular component: CCAAT-binding factor complex; nucleus. Lineage: Eukaryota; Fungi; Ascomycota; Sordariomycetes; Xylariales; Hypoxylaceae. The record is from RefSeq and is a predicted model, not a curated record.